AUGAGAGCAACAACUUUUAUCCUACUGUUGGCCCUGGGGCUUGCAACCAUCUUCAAUGCAGAAUGUGUCAAACAGAGGAAACAGGUUGACUGCAGUAAUUAUAAAAAGUUACCACCAGGAGAAGAGAGAUCUUGUCCUGAAAUAUAUGAGCCAAUUUGUGGCUCUGAUGGUAAAACUUACAGCAACGAAUGCUUCUUUUGUUCUGAAGUUAAGAAAACUGAUGACAAACUUAAAUUUGCACAUUUUGGAAAGUGUUGA
This is a messenger RNA of Choloepus didactylus (southern two-toed sloth), 258 nucleotides long. It is a transcript of the gene SPINK9, whose product is annotated as serine peptidase inhibitor Kazal type 9. The record is from RefSeq and is a predicted model, not a curated record. The transcript is spliced from 4 exons. The coding region runs from base 1 to 258 and encodes 85 amino acids. Lineage: Eukaryota; Metazoa; Chordata; Mammalia; Pilosa; Megalonychidae. Gene Ontology annotation, molecular function: serine-type endopeptidase inhibitor activity; protein binding.